AUGGUUUGCUUAGUUGGCAUAUUUUACUAUAAAAGAACAUAUUCUGCAGGAGAUUUAGUCACAGGAUAUAUCUCCCUUCAGAUACCAAGUGUAGUAUCCAUUGAGAGCAUUAUACUUACUAUAGAUAAAGAAUCAGAAAUUAGAGUGGCAGAUAUAAACAGAGCCAUUUCAAAUGAAAAAGCGAUUAGACAUCUUGGCAGAUUUAUUAUAUAUGGAGACAAAGCCAGAAAGAUGCUUCCUGGGGUGCACAAGUUUCCAUUUAGCUUUAGACUUGUUUCAGAUGAAGGGGCUACCAUUGAGUAUAAGAAAGCAACUCAGAACAAAAAUAUUUAUGCCUUAAACAGGUAUAUAAGCAAGUGUGAAGUAAAAAUAUAUGGAAUUUUUAAGCCAGUAGCCAAGUACACCAAGGAAAUCCAUCUUAUUGAGUCAGCAUCCGAUAGCAUUAAGAAGAUUAACUAUACACACCAAAUAAACAAUUGUCUGUGCUUUGGAAACUCAUCGGUUGAACUAUUAAUAAAACACGAUUCUGUUCUUUAUGCUGGAAAGACGCAUGCCCUAGAAAUGUCCACCACUAAUGGUGAGAAUAUAGCUAAAAUAUCAUGCGACUUGGAAAUGAGCCUAUACUCCUUCACAGAUAUGAUAAACCCGAUUAAACUGGUGUUUCCGUGCAAGGCAACAAAGAAGGACGGUGCUGUGCAUCUGCAGAUUGAUGAGUCCCUUCCCUCUGAGACAUCUAGAAAUGACUUUUUUUCAAUUUCUUACAAUAUAGUAAUUAGUGUAACAAUAAAAGGAGAAGGAACAACCGAGAUAAUAAGGCCUAUUUCAGUCCGAGGAAAGGAAUCGUACGGUGAAUAUACUCCUCCCGAGAUUCCUGAAAGCUCUAUCUAUCCUGAAAAGUAUCUUUCAUUCCACUGUUAA
Messenger RNA from Nematocida parisii ERTm1, 918 nucleotides. RefSeq lists its product as uncharacterized. The coding region runs from base 1 to 918 and encodes 305 amino acids. The record is from RefSeq and is a predicted model, not a curated record. Lineage: Eukaryota; Fungi; Microsporidia. The transcript has a single exon.